Messenger RNA from Aspergillus oryzae RIB40, 453 nucleotides. RefSeq lists its product as uncharacterized. The record is from RefSeq and is a predicted model, not a curated record. The transcript has a single exon. NCBI's taxonomy places the organism in Eukaryota, Fungi, Ascomycota, Eurotiomycetes, Eurotiales, Aspergillaceae. Bases 1 to 453 code for a protein of 150 amino acids.
AUGGCGGGAGAUAUUCUAACUGCCUUGAUAGUAACUCUCCAAGAGCUUGACGCGUGGGAGCAAUCCAUGCAAUCGACGGUUUCUGGUCCCCUUUUCUGGUCAAGCCCAGCAUCUGCCACCUCACCGGGAACCGUUCAAACCACAAAGUCCUGCAUAUGGUUUCCCAGUCUGUCCAUGGCAACGGCAUUGACUUACCUAUGGGCCUUUCGCGCGGUAUGUUUCAGUCAAGUAGCACAGGUGCUAUCUUUCGAUCAAGCUCUCGCUUCUCGUACGGACUGGAUCUGGACCUGCCUGGAUAUCUCGGGAACCCAGAAUUGUCGAGAGAAGGCUCUUGCUUUCCACACAAUGAUCUGCCAAAGCAUCCCGUUCUUCAUGCAAGACAAGAUGAAAUUUUACGGUGCUGCCUCCGUUACUCUACCAUUAAUGGUCACGCAAACUGUCCUGUUCUCGUAG